AGCUGCGAGUCGGGGAGUGAGCUCUGUGUCAUUCCUCUCCUGAAUUGGGAACAUCUGUCCGGCCAAGUCCCAUCCACUGCCUGUGGGUCUAACAGUUGACGGGUGGGUGGAACAUUCCACUUCCAUGCAAGGUCCAUGCUGUUGGUACCCGGGUCCAGGAAACCUCCUUCUUCUGUGUUGGCUUGAGAACCAGGAACCUCAAGUUGUGUCUUCUGCCAGUGGCUUCUAAGACCAACGAUGGAGUGUCUCUUUAACCAAAAGCCGGUGGACAUCAACAAAUCAGCCGUCCGGAUGGCAAACAGCACCUACCCCUACGCCGACGUGCCCUCAGUUGGCCACCCAGAGAGCCCAGACGAUAUUUUAUACACCCGAUUUUACCGACUUUCCCUAGCGCUGAUGGUCAUCAAUAUCCUGAUUUUCCUGGUUGGAAUAGUACUGAACAGCUUGGCCAUCUAUGUGUUUUGCUUUCGGACAAAGACCAAAACGACAUCCGUUAUUUAUACCAUUAAUUUGGUGGUGACGGACCUGCUGGUCGGCCUCUCACUGCCCACGCGCAUCGUCAUGUACUACAGCGCGGGCAACUGCAAGUAUUGCUACUUUGUGCACAGCUUCACCUACUUUGUCAAUAUGUACUGCAGUAUUCUCUUCUUGACCUGCAUCUGCGUCGACCGCUUCAUGGCCAUCGUACAGGUGGAGGCCUCUCGGCGGUGGCGCAACCCCAACUACGCCAAACUGAUCUGCAUCUGCAUCUGGAUCUUCGCCAUCGUUGUCACCUUCACCAUCUUGACGACCACCAUAAACCACCCGUCCUGUUGCCUCUUUCAGCUUUUCUCCCUGACGGCCUUUGAGUACUUUGUGCCUCUGAUAAUCAUCACGUUCUACACCCUACGGAUCAUGUGGGCCUUGUCUAGAUCGACGCUGAUGAACCAGAGCCGGGAGAGGCGCAUGAAGGCUGUGCAGCUCCUCAUCACCGUCCUCAUCAUCUUCACCGUUUGCUUCACGCCGUUUCACGUAAGUCAGGUGAUCCUCUGCAUCAACUCCUCCAUUUCUCUGGAUGUCAAUAUUGUGGUUUAUCAUGUUACCGUCACCCUGAGCAGCCUCAACAGCUGCAUGGACCCCAUUGUCUACUGCUUCGUCACCAACAACUUCCAGUCAACCAUGAGAAGCAUCUUCAGGAAAUACCAGCCGGAGCCAAUCAGUGUAGACAUAGUGAACCUUCACAAGACCCCCAAAGGGUCGGGCACCAUUACCACCAUAUCCAACGCCAUAGUAAGCCUCCCCCUACAGAGCAGCACCCUCAUAUAGGCGUCGGUUUCUCUGGAAAUGACAUUUGAAGGCCUGACACCCUCUUUGUCUGAACUUGCCCCUGAGCUGACAGUCGCUGAGGGUUUGGGGGGGAGGGGGGCAGAUAAAAGUCUAUGCAUUCCAUAGAAUGAUCCUUUGCCUAUGGACCUGGAAAGGUGGGACGUAACGAUGAUAUCUUUCAUAGUUUUCUUUCUAAUACUUUUGUAUCUCACUGCUUACUUGCCCCAUUUUAGCCUGAAUUGCAAUAAAUUAUUGUAUCGAAACUGAAA
This is a messenger RNA of Xenopus tropicalis (tropical clawed frog), 1574 nucleotides long. RefSeq names its product G protein-coupled receptor 20 (gene gpr20). Gene Ontology annotation, molecular function: G protein-coupled receptor activity. The transcript has 3 exons. Lineage: Eukaryota; Metazoa; Chordata; Amphibia; Anura; Pipidae. The coding region runs from base 238 to 1305 and encodes 355 amino acids. Gene Ontology annotation, biological process: signal transduction; G protein-coupled receptor signaling pathway. Gene Ontology annotation, cellular component: membrane; plasma membrane. The record is from RefSeq and is a predicted model, not a curated record.